AUGAAUAGAUUAUCCUAAUUGAGUGGACAAUAUGAUGAAGAGUAAAAAUUACAAUAGUCAAUAAUUGAAUUGGAUAAGUAAUCACCCAUAAUUAUCUCAUUAAAUAGUUGGUUCAAGAGUCCACGUUUCAAUAAUGUUUUGCGUCCAUACACAGCUAAAUAGGUAGCUGAAGUAAGAGGAUCAAUUGUACCUAAUCAAUACUCUGAUUUUAUGGCAAGGAAAUUCUAUAAUCUUAUGAUGGAUUUAAAAAAAAGCAAAGGGUAUUUAAUAAUAAUCAUAAUAGAUUCUCUCUUGCUUGUGGAGCAUUAGAUACUGUUUAGGUUAUCAACAUGUCUAAAUAUAUGACAUCAAUAUAUGUAUCAGGUUGGCAAUGUUCUUCAUCAGCUUCUACAACAAAUGAUCCAGGUCCUGAUUUUGCUGAUUAUCCAUAUGACACUGUGCCUAAGAAAUGUGAUUAGUUAGUCAAAGUAAUCAUAACAUUGAUGGUAGAUGCAAAGAUUUCAAGACAGAAGGUAGUAAUAUGAAAGAAGUUUAAUUACUGCUGAAUAACGAAAAUAAAAAAAACCUUAUGAUUAUCUAGUUCCUGUAAUUUGUGAUGCAGAUGCUGGAUUUGGUGGUACAAGUAGUGUAAUGAAAUUGACUAAAUUAUUUAUUGAAUCUGGAGCUGCAGGAAUACAUUUGGAAGAUUAAAGACCUGAUUUGAAAAAAUGUGGUCAUAUGGCUGGAAGGGUAGUGACAUCAACUAAUACUCAUGUCUAAAAACUUAUAGCUUCUAGACUUCAAGCAGAUAUGAUGGGAAAUGAAUUAUUUAUUAUUGCAAGAACUGAUGCAUUAGGUGCACGAUUUAUAGAAACAAAUGUAGAUUUAAUUGAUUAACCAUACAUUCUUGGUUUAACAAAAUUUCAUAAUAAACCUUGCACUUAUCCAGAAGCAGGAGUUUUUAUUAUAGAACAAAUAAUUGAUAAAGAAAAGAGAAUUUAAGCCACUAAUUAAUGGUUAAAUCAAUGUGAAAUUGGGGGAAUAAAAAAGGCCAAAGAUUUAGCCAAGAGAUUAGGAUUUGAACUUGAUUUUGAUUGGGAAUAAUGUAGAAAUCCUGAUGGGUUCUAUGCUCUUAAAAGUAGUGUUCAUUAUUGUGCAAUAAGAGCUAAAGUACUUAAUAUUUAUUAAUAUAGGAAUAUUUAAAAUAUGCAGAUGCUUUAUGGAUGGAAACUUCAACACCUGAUUUAAAAGUUGCUAAAGAACUCUCUGAUGAAUUAUAAUUUGAACUCUAAAAUAAUAAAGUCCUUUGUUAUAAUUGUUCUCCAAGUUUUAAUUGGAGCAAAUUCGGAUUCUCAGAUAGUGAACUCAAAAACUUUAAUUCCGAAUUAGGCAAAUUAGGAUACACUUGGCAAGUAUAUUUAUUUAUUGAUAUUUAACUAGUUUAUUACAUUAGCAGGAUUUCAUUUGAAUGCUUUACAAAGUGAAAGAUUUUCAAAAGAUUUAUCAGAAAGAUAUAUGUUAGCUUAUGUAGAAGAUAUUUAAAGAAAGGAAGAGAAACAUAAUGUUGAUUAAUUGAGACAUCAAAAGUAAUAUAAAUUAUAUAUAUUUAUUUAGAUGGUCUGGAGCUGAAUUAAUUGAUCAUGUCAUGACUAUUGUUAAUCAAAGUACAUUAAUAUCUUCAGGUGAAGACUCAACUGAACAUUAAUUCGACAAUAAAUGA
This is a messenger RNA of Paramecium pentaurelia, 1699 nucleotides long. The record is from the annotation of a GenBank genome assembly. Lineage: Eukaryota; Ciliophora; Oligohymenophorea; Peniculida; Parameciidae.